GUCGCAGUUCGUUCCCCCGCAUUGCCUUGUGUGGGCUGGUGCUGGCAGUUGGUAGGGAUCAGUAUGCAUAGUAGUUGUAGACGGAAAGGUCAUGCUGGAAGUGGUCUCGUGUAGUUGCCAGAGCCAAACCGUGGUGUUUCGAGUUUUGUAAGAACCAGCAGUAUAAUCAACGAAGUAGGAUUUAAUCAAAUCGAACGCUUUCUAAGCAAUGGGUACGAAAAACGAAGACGACGUACUAGAAGGUGGGACCACGUGUAGUAUCGAUGGCCAGAGAGUGGCUCUUAAGCGAAAAAUUACACUUCAGAACGGCGUUGCGAUUAUUGUGGGGACAAUAAUUGGUUCAGGAAUUUUUGUGUCGCCAACAGGAGUGUUUAUACAAACCAAGUCAGUAGGCGUGUCUCUAAUAGUCUGGCUUUUUUCCGGUAUAUUCUCCAUGCUGGGAGCUCUCUGCUACGCUGAACUUGGGACUUGCAUUACUCGUUCAGGAGGUGAUUAUGCUUACAUUAUGGAAGCUUUCGGUCCGCUGUGGGCUUUCUUACAGCUGUGGGUGAACCUCAUUGUACUUAGACCAACAACUCAAGCAAUUGUUGCAUUGACAUUUGCACAGUACGCUGCCAAACCGUUCUUUCUGGACUGCUCGCCACCUGAGAAUGCAGUACGACUUCUAGCAGCUGUCUGCCUAUGCUUAUUGACGGCAGUGAACUGCUUCAGUGUCCGGUGGGCUAUGAGAAUCCAGGGACUGUUCACGGCUGCCAAGUUGCUGGCAUUAGUGGCCGUCGUCAUAGCUGGUGUUGUCCACAUUUCCGGAGGAGAAACUGCCUACUUCAGGGAGCCUUUUGACGGAGAAUACAGUGUCGGUAGCGUCGCCGUUGCCUUCUACUCCGGCCUCUUUGCCUUCGGGGGCUGGAACUUCCUUAACUUCGUCACAGAAGAACUUCAGGAUCCUUACAGAAAUCUUCCCCGCGCAAUCUGGAUUGCUAUGCCUAUUGUAACGCUGAUUUACUUCACUGCCAACUUGGCGUACUUCGCUGUUGUGUCCGGAGAAGAGAUGCUCUCGUCACCUGCCGUUGCGGUGACUUUCGGGAAUAAAAUGUUUGGUGAAUUCCGUUGGGCCGUUCCCGUAUUCGUGGCAUUAUCUACGUUUGGUGGCGUGAAUGGAAUUCUAUUCACAUCAGGUCGUCUAUUUCUGGUUGGUGCUCAGGAGGGACAUCUUCCUUCCUUUUUCUCAUUCAUCCACAUACGAAAGUUUACGCCAGUACCGUCCCUCGUAUUCACGUGUCUGAUGUCUCUGGUGAUGCUGUGUAGCAGUGAUGUAUUUGAACUGAUUAACUACUUCAGUCUUAUCCUGUGGCUUUCGAUAGCAGCGAGCAUUGUGGGAUUGCUGUACCUCCGUUACAGGGAACCUAACAUGCCUCGUCCAAUCCGGGUCCAUCUGGCAUUGCCCAUUUCAUUUCUAAUUUGCUGCGUCUUUUUAGUAUCUAUUCCAGCAGUAGCAGAGCCAGUAAAUACAGUUAUUGGGUUUGCAAUUACUCUGACUGGAAUACCAGUGUAUUACAUAUUUGUGAAAUGGAAAAUCAAAUCAAAAAGAUAUGAGAGAACGUUCAAUAAGAUCUCAUCUUUGUUGCAAACUUUACUGGAGGUGGUCUCACCAGAGGAAGAGGAGAGGUUACUUGGACCUACCAAAACUUAAGAUUCAAUUUCUUACUUUGUAAAAUGUCAUAUACUGUAACAUUCCAUGUCAGCUGGUCCAAAUAUAAGAGCAGAUGCCAAAGAUUAUAUCAGAACCCAAAGUUCAUUCACUGUUUGGUGCAGUGAAUUGGGUGAAUCUCAGUAGGGGUAACGUUUAAUGUUUAUAAAUGUACGUUCAUAUAGCUACCAUGAACUUGUCAUUUUGAUGUACGUUGUACUUGGAAAUGUAUUAUAUGACAAUCCUUUCAGAGUGAACAGCAGUAUUACUUGCAUAUACCUAAAUUGGAAAUAUGUUUUCUGGUUUAUUUAAAAUGUAAAUAUCCAUACUUAUACUGUUAUAUAUUUUCUUAUGGAAGAUGUCGCAUACAAUCUCUGAAACAAGUUCUUAUAUUUAGUAUUUGUAAUAAAUGUCACAUAAUACCUGA
Messenger RNA from Zootermopsis nevadensis, 2114 nucleotides. It is a transcript of the gene JhI-21, whose product is annotated as Juvenile hormone Inducible-21. NCBI's taxonomy places the organism in Eukaryota, Metazoa, Arthropoda, Insecta, Blattodea, Termopsidae. Gene Ontology annotation, biological process: amino acid transmembrane transport. Gene Ontology annotation, cellular component: membrane. Gene Ontology annotation, molecular function: L-amino acid transmembrane transporter activity. The record is from RefSeq and is a predicted model, not a curated record.